Molecule: messenger RNA, 1724 nt
Organism: Odocoileus virginianus texanus
Lineage: Eukaryota; Metazoa; Chordata; Mammalia; Artiodactyla; Cervidae
Source: RefSeq, a predicted model, not a curated record
AUGCGAAGAAUUACUCACCCAAUGAAUCUGGGAGAUCAUCAGAAUAAUUUAGUGAGUAACCGGGAGAUAAAUCUUAAUGCUUUUUAUCCUCUAGGUCCUUACACCUUUAGUAUCUGUGAUACCUCAAAUUUCUCUGAUUAUAUCCGUGGAGGCAUUGUCAGUCAGGUCAAAAUAGCUAAGAAGAUAAGCUUUAAAUCCUUGCUCAACUCACUGGCAGAGCCAGACUUUGUGAUAACAGAUUUUGCCAAGUAUUCUCGCUCUGCUCAACUGCACGUUGGUUUCCAGGCCUUGCACCAGUUCUGUGCUCAGCAUGGCAGAUCCCCUCGGCCCCACAGUGAGAAGGAUGCAGCAGAACUGGUGACCCUAGCAGAGGCUGUGAAGGCUCAAGCUCCGCCAGCAGUGCAGCAAGACAGUUUGGAUGAAGACCUCAUCAGGAAGCUGGCUUAUGUGGCUGCUGGGGAUCUAGCACCCAUGAAUGCCUUCAUUGGGGGCUUGGCUGCUCAGGAGGUUAUGAAGGCCUGCUCUGGAAAGUUUAUGCCUGUUAUGCAGUGGCUGUACUUCGAUGCCCUUGAGUGUCUCCCUGAGGACCAGGAGGCUCUUUCAGAGGACAAAUGCCUUCCAUGCCAGAACCGUUACGAUGGGCAGGUGGCUGUAUUUGGCUCCAGCCUGCAAGAGAAAUUGGGCAAGCAGAGAUACUUCUUGGUGGGUGCAGGGGCCAUUGGCUGUGAACUGCUCAAGAACUUUGCCAUGAUUGGGCUGGGUUGUGGGGAUGGUGGGUCAAUCACCGUAACAGACAUGGACAUCAUCGAGAAGUCAAAUCUGAACCGACAGUUUCUGUUCCGUCCUUGGGAUGUCACGAAGUCGAAGUCUGAUACAGCUGCUGCAGCUGUGAGCCAAAUAAAUCCACACAUCCGGGUCAUAAGCCAUCAGAACCGUGUGGGCCCUGAGACAGAGCAUGUGUAUGAUGACGACUUCUUUCAAAACCUGGAUGGUGUGGCCAAUGCCCUGGACAAUGUGGAUGCCCGCAUGUACAUGGACCGCCGUUGUGUUUACUACCGUAAGCCACUUCUGGAGUCAGGAACACUGGGAACCAAGGGUAAUGUACAAGUGGUUAUCCCCUUCCUGACAGAGUCAUACAGCUCCAGCCAGGACCCUCCUGAGAAGUCCAUCCCCAUCUGCACGCUGAAGAACUUCCCGAAUGCCAUCGAGCACACGUUGCAGGUGAUCAGCUGUGGGGGUAGAAAGAGGUGGAACAGGCAGGCAUCUAGACAAUGUCAAGCUCUUUUGAUUCCAGUCAUGCAAACCUCAGUGUAUAUAAGAUGUGCCCUCCCUCUUACAGGUUCAGGAGCCCCUUUCUGGUCUGGGCCUAAACGUUGCCCACACCCACUUAUCUUUGAUGUCAACAAUCCCCUGCAUCUGGACUACGUGAUAGCUGCUGCCAACCUGUUUGCCCAGACCUAUGGGAUGAUGGGCUCUCAGGACCGAAGUGCUGUCACCAAACUCAUUCAGUCUAUGCAGGUCCCUGAGUUCACCCUGAAGUCUGGCGUCAGGAGCCAAGUUUCUGACCAGGAGCUGCAAACCAGUUCCUCCGUUGAUGAUAACCGCCUACAGGAGCUCAAGGCCAUGCUGCCCACCCCAGAGAGCCUUUCUGGGUUCAAGAUGUACCCCAUCAACUUUGAGAAGGUGCUUGGGAGAGUGGUGCCCUCAGCAGGAUAGGAGGAUGG